Molecule: messenger RNA, 1101 nt
Organism: Habropoda laboriosa
Lineage: Eukaryota; Metazoa; Arthropoda; Insecta; Hymenoptera; Apidae
Gene: OSCP1
Product: protein OSCP1
Exons: 4
Coding region: 40-1101 (353 amino acids)
Biological process (GO): transport
Cellular component (GO): cytoplasm; plasma membrane
Source: RefSeq, a predicted model, not a curated record
UUGAAAAUAGAGGUGAACAGUGAACAAUUAAAGAAAAGAAUGUCGUUAUAUGCAACGCCAAUACUCUAUUUAAACAUGGGUGGUGAAAUGUUGUAUGUUUUGCGACAAAGAUUGAAAGCACAAAGGAUAAGUGUUGAUAAAACUAUACAAGUACUGGACGAUGUAACUGCCGCUUUACUUAAUCCUAAAAUACUGUCUUCUAUAUUUGAAGAAAAACCUUUGACUGAAAUAUCUGUCUUACGGUCUAAUUUAGAAUGUGCUGUACUAUCAUCGAUAAUGAAACUUGAUAAAAAUAGUAUGAAUAAAUUGUUUGACUUAAUGAUUAUGAUGGUUAAGUAUCAGUUAACUGCAGCUACUGGUCCUGUAGAAGUUGUACUAUUAACAUUAAACCAUAUAGAUGCAAUGUGUGAUAUGGUUAGCAAUCCAAAUGCUCAACAAUGUGUUGAGUUGGUACAUGGGAUGGUGACAGAUUUUUAUGGUUCUUUAACUUUUGAAGAGGUCUGGAAUGCCAGAAAUGAUUGUUUGAAUGAGUUAGAGACAUAUUGUGUGAGAGUAUCUAUUCUUCUUAGACUUGGAUUACAAAAUGAUGAUGGUAGUUUUAAUUUAACACACCAUAAAUAUGAUGAAAAAUACGAAGAAAAUAAAGUUCGUUUGUCUGGCACGAAAUUAUGUGAUGGUCCUGUAAAACAUUUUGGAGAACGCGAGACAAUACUUGGCAAAAAUAUGUAUUCAGUAUCAUAUGGUAUAUCAAAGCUAGCCGCUGAACAGGAAAAUGAUAAUUACAUAAAAGAUUGUGGUACAAAAGCAGAACUCCGUAUGUUAGCUGUUCAACUUGGAACCGAAGAAACUUCGUAUCAGCGACCUUUUACUUUAAAUUUAUUUUCAAAUGACGAUAAUGAUAACGAAAACAUAAAAAAGGAAAAUUCUGAUUUUAAAGAAGAUGAUCAAAGUGAUACGACAGUUACAAAAUACGAAAAAACGAAAUUUAAUGAGAAUUAUAAAAUGAAACUCGACAAUAUAUGUGCAGAUCUUUUUGAGGAUAAUCAUGAAGGAUUAAAACGCAGCAUGAAUUUGUUGGAACUUUUAGACAAAACGGAAUAA